Chelonoidis abingdonii (Abingdon island giant tortoise) is the source of this 918-nucleotide messenger RNA. NCBI's taxonomy places the organism in Eukaryota, Metazoa, Chordata, Testudines, Testudinidae. The record is from RefSeq and is a predicted model, not a curated record.
AUGGUGGGCAACCUACGGCCCGCAGGCUGCAUGCAGCCCAUCAGGGCGGCGUUCCAUUGGGGAGAGCGCGAGCCACGGGGAGAGUGUAACCAACAGAACGGGGGCAGCCGCCGCCGCCGCAGCAGCAGCGACACGCCGCCGGGCUGCGAAGGCACCGAGCUGCCAUCGCCUUGUGCAGCCGCCGCCGCCGGUCCCGAGUGCAGCAGCAGCGUAGCGAUUCCUGUGCGACUCCCCCUCCCCACGCCCCCUCCCCUGCUGCAGCCUUUCCCCCUCCUCCUGCUGCUCCCCGUCCCCUCCCUCUAUUUUUCUCUGCAAAGACUUUGGAGGCAGCUGGGUUUUAAGCCAUCGACAUGUGAGGUGCGUCUCCGCGGGUGCACAUUCCUAACCGCAGAAAAUAACCCUCCCCCUCCAUCAUCAGCAAAUCCAGCCCCCACCCCACCCCCCUCCACGUCCCACUCUGCCCCGAGCCCCAGCGGGCUGGGGAGGCUGCAACGAAAGGGGAAGGAUCAAAAGUUGCUGGCGAAGAAGGGUGUGAACGGAAUGUCUGUGGAUGAGAAGACUGAAUCCCCCAUGUAUGUGUAUGAGUCAACAGUCCAUUGUACCAAUAUCCUCCUGUGCCUAAAUGACCAGCGGAAGCAGGAUAUUCUCUGUGAUGUGACUUUGAUUGUGGAGGGGAAAGAGUUUCGAGCCCACCGGGCUGUGCUGGCUGCUUGCAGUGAAUACUUCUUGCAGGCGCUGGUUGGGCAGACGGAAAAUGACCUGGUUGUCAACCUGCCAGAGGAGGAAGGUCUUCAGAUCAUUGUAACUAGAAUUGGAGAGAAGAAAAGACCUACCGGUACUCUCUCUUACAGUUGGAGAAGAAGAAAGGGUGUUGCAUCUUGGAUGUCUGCAGAACACUUCCAGGAUAUAGACUCAUAG